Rotaria sp. Silwood2 is the source of this 534-nucleotide messenger RNA. NCBI's taxonomy places the organism in Eukaryota, Metazoa, Rotifera, Eurotatoria, Philodinida, Philodinidae. The record is from the annotation of a GenBank genome assembly.
AUGAUAUGCUGUAUAAGAGAAUUAGCUGCACCUGUUUCAUUUGCGUCGUCAAUAGAAGAUUCAUUAGAACUUAUUGAUACACAUUUAUAUAAUAAUAAAAAAAUUAUAUUAAUUACAUCAGCUACCUUAGGAAAAAAAAUUAUUCCUGAAAUUCAACAACGAAAUUUUCUUAUUCAUUCUUAUUAUAUAUUUUGUGGCUGUAUACAAAAUCAUAUUGAUUGGGUUUUAGAAUAUAUUGAAGAAGGUCUUGAAAUACAAAUGUUUGAUUUUGAAAUUGAUCUUUUGAUACGUUUAUCAAGAGACUUAAGUAAUGAAUUAAUUAAACAAGGCAGACAAAUAUUGGAUAAUAAUCCAAAAUCAGCGUUGAAUUAUUUUGAAUGUGCUCGUACAUUAGCUGAAAAAGCUGUUGAACGUGAUACACCCAAAGAUAAAAAUGAUCUGCAUCGUCCGUCAACUAAACAUCGAGAUAUAUUAGAUGGUGAAAACGGUCUUAUUGCAAAAGCCACACGAGCAUGUAAUAAUAUUACUUCAUAA